Drosophila innubila is the source of this 1888-nucleotide messenger RNA. It is a transcript of the gene bumpel, whose product is annotated as sodium-coupled monocarboxylate transporter 1. Gene Ontology annotation, biological process: sodium ion transport; transmembrane transport. The transcript is spliced from 8 exons. Gene Ontology annotation, cellular component: membrane. NCBI's taxonomy places the organism in Eukaryota, Metazoa, Arthropoda, Insecta, Diptera, Drosophilidae. The coding region runs from base 1 to 1776 and encodes 591 amino acids. The record is from RefSeq and is a predicted model, not a curated record. Gene Ontology annotation, molecular function: symporter activity.
AUGAAUAAUAUCGUCCACAUUCUCGCCGAGCUUCAGCGGUUCUCAUGGCUCGAUUAUGUCGCGAUUGCGGCCAUGUUCCUGGUCUGCAUCUUCAUUGGAAUCUACUUUGGCUUCAUGAACAAAUCCGUGUCUGAGAAUGAUUAUAUGCUUGGUGGCCGCAAAAUGCUGGUGAUACCCAUCUCCUUCUCCUUGGUGGCCAGCUUCAUUUCGGGUAUCACAUUACUUGGACUGCCGACUGAAGUCUACUCCUAUGGAACUCAGUAUCUUUAUGUGACAUUCGGAGUCCUCGGUAUGGGCAUUGUGAUGGGAGUAUUAUACUUACCAGUCUUUCAUGAUCUGAACAUUACGUCCACCUAUGAGUAUUUGGAGCUUCGUUUUGAUCGUCGCCUGCGUAUGUUUGGAUCCGUUAUGUUUGUCAUUAUGAAUAUAGCUUUCCUGCCAAUUGUGAUCUAUGUGCCAGCCCUAGCCUUCAAUCAGGUAACCGGAGUCGCAGUCCACACCAUCACGCCGAUCGUGUGCAUUAUUUGUGUGUUCUACACAAGCUUGGGGGGAAUUAAAGCUGUGAUCUGGACGGAUGUGGUACAGGCGGUGUCCAUGGUGGGUGCCCUGACACUAGUUGCCGUAAAGGGAAGCAUGGACAUUGGUGGCUUUAGCGUGGUCAUGGAGCGCGCUUGGCACUCAAACAGAUUGGAGGCACCAGACUUCAGCAUUGAUCCCACUGUGCGUCAUACAUUCUGGUGUCUGUUUGUUGGUGGCAUUUUUUACUGGACUCAGACCAAUGCCGUUUCCCAGAAUAUGAUUCAACGGUAUCUUUCGUUGCCCACUUUGAAGGAUGCUCGAAAGGCUCUGUGCCUCUUUUGUGCUGGAGUUUUGAUCCUAAUGGCUUUGUGUGGCUACAACGGACUUCUUAUCUAUGCCACAUAUCAAGACUGUGAUCCGCUAACUACCAAGCUGGCCAAGGCACGAGAUCAGCUCUUGCCUCUCUUCGUAAUGGAUACUUUGGGUGAGUUGCCUGGCAUGACAGGAUUGUUCAUUGCAGGCGUAUUUAGUGCUGCUUUAAGUUCGCUUUCUACCUGCCUCAACUCCAUGUCCGCUGUCGUAUUGGAGGACUUUGUAAAGCCCUAUGUUAAGCAGCAACUAUCAAACCGUGCCUCAACUUGGAUAAUGCGCCUGGUGGUUAUUGGCGUAGGGGUGGUUUGUGUGGCCCUAGUCUAUGUGGUAGAGCACAUGGGCACAGUACUUCAGCUAACGAUGAGUCUGGAAUCAAUAACGAAUGGUCCGCUUUUUGGCAUCUUUACACUGGGCAUACUCCUACCCUGGAUCAAUGGCAAUAGCGCCAUGCUGGGCGGCUGUGUGGGCGUUGUGUUCAUGUCUUGGGUUAGCCUGAACGCCCAGUGGGCCAUUGCCUCGGGUGCCAUAAGCUACCAGACAAAGCCCUUAAGUGUAGACCACUGUGAUUACACAUUUGAUACAGCAAGUCUGGUUUCCAGUGUCCCCAAUGCCACUCAUACAAUAGGACAAGCAUCUGAUGAUAUAUUUCCCCUGUACCGCAUCUCCUAUAUGUGGUACACCUGUUUGGGUGCAUCAGUUACCAUUAUUGUUGCUCUCUUAAGCACAUUUCUUUUUGGCACAAACGAUCCCAACUCAAUAGAUCCCACGCUGAUCACGCCCAGCAUUCGAAAAUUCUUCAGGUUUAAUUCUCAAAAGUCAACGGACACUUACAAUGCAGAUAUUUAUCUCAAAAAUAAGCUACGCAGCGAUGAGGUUGCUCUAUAAAUUUAAAAUUAUUCUUCAAAACGGCCAAGUCAACAGUUAAAAACAAUUUUCGUAUUCAUAAUUUCCACAAAUUGAUAAAAAUAAAUAGGUUACAAAUAGUAUAUAAAUUUCA